Messenger RNA from Larimichthys crocea (large yellow croaker), 6142 nucleotides. RefSeq names its product E3 ubiquitin/ISG15 ligase TRIM25. Gene Ontology annotation, molecular function: zinc ion binding; protein binding. NCBI's taxonomy places the organism in Eukaryota, Metazoa, Chordata, Actinopteri, Sciaenidae. The transcript has a single exon. The coding region runs from base 3861 to 5537 and encodes 558 amino acids. The record is from RefSeq and is a predicted model, not a curated record.
AACCCACAAAAAAGAAAAAAAUCAACAAAUCAGCACUGUAAAUACAAAGAGUCACAAAUGAAGACAUUUUGUUUAGUCACGGUCACUCCGGGAAGAAGCGUCGUGCAUGCCUGAGCCAUCCUCUACACUGAUCCCCUGUUAUGUCCUCACAGGCAGCGUCCAUUGCAGUCAUGAGAGCCCUCUGGUUUUCCGCAUGGUGUUCAUACACGCUCCAUCUCCAAGCAGAGAAAAACUCCUCGAUAGGAUUGAGGAAUGGAGAGUAUGGUGGCAAGAACACAUUGUGCAUUCUUGGAUGCAUGUUGAACCAUCCCCGGAUGCGUGGACCCCGGUGGAAACUAACGUUGUCCCAUAUAAUUACAAACUGGGGUAGGUGGGGCCCUUCGAGACCCCUCUCAUUUUCUGGGACCAGAUCAAGAUACAGUUGAUCCAGGAAACGGAGGAGUUUAUCUGUGUUGUAUGGGCCCAAACUUGCAUUGUGGGUGGCCACACCAUUUUCUGAGAUGGCCGCGCACAUGGUUAUACACGCCUCCUUCGUUAGUCAAAAACUUAUUUCACCUAACCUGAUUAUCCUAAAUUUACUAUAACAUCUUCCAAAAUAUGUACUGUAUUCUAUUCCAGUUUCCUAACACUAUUUUGACAAUUGAGCAGACUAUUCUGCAUAUGAUGACUUAUACGAUGAAAAUGUGCUGACAUGUUUUGAGGACAAUAACCAUGACACUGAAAACCAACCAAUUGGGAUAGAUCAGCAAGAUACAUUCAUUUGAAAAAUGUACUAAAUGUUGGCUGAUUGUGUUAACUGUAGGAUACUUGUACAUAGCUAUUUGCAAGGAUGUACUAAAGGCUUGACACAUGUACAAAGCAUUUGGAAAUGUGAUGAAAGCAAUGAUAAAUGCCAUUCUGUUGUGAGAAACUGCAAGAUAGUUUGGGGAUUUGUCCAUGUUGUUAUGGGAAUGUCAUCUCAGUUUCAAGAAAUGAGCCAAACCAAUGGAGAAAAACUGUAAAAACAUAUGUACAAGGGCCAAGACCUUGCUGCAAUUGACUCCAGCCUGUGGUCAUUUAUUCCCCCUGUCCCUGCUUUCCUGUCUGUCUUCAGCUGUCCUGUAUAAUAAAAUAAUAAUAAUAAAACAUAGUGUUCAUUACCAAGAACAUACACUGUGGUUUCUUUUCACUCCAUCCCACAUACACUGUGCUACUGCCUGAAGUACUCACAAGAUCAGCAAAUGUGUAUUAAUCCACAGCUGAAAAUAGUCCCAAAAGAAUGCAGUAUUUCCUUCUGUUUCAGUAACGAUUGUUAACACAGUGUCCAGACAUUUUAGCACAUUACUGGCCUGUUUUUUUUUUUUUUAAAUAAUGUAUUUGUGACAAUAUUUUUUUCGUUGUUUGAAAUAAAUGGGCCCAAAGCUAAAGCGACAUUGAGGAGUCAGACAAUACUGAGAGAUGAACUAACACGCUGUUGAUUUUUGUCUUUUCGUGGGAUUUAUUAAAAAAGCUUUUAAAGCAUUUCGCUGUGUUAUUUAUUUACUGACUACUACUUGUGUAUCAAGUGUGUUUUGCGUUUAACUCGUUUUUUAUUUUGUCUGUCUAGAUCUGUUCCUUGUAGAGUCUAAUUCUUUCAUAAAUGUCUAAUACUUUUAAUUUCAAACCAUACCUACUGGGCUCCACUUAAUCUUUCUAUCAAAUAUUACUGGCUGCAUCUUAGUCGUCAUGGAUACCAUGCGCCUCUGCCAACAUGUGAGGUGCCAAAGCAAAUGCUCUGUUAACUCCUGAACACAUGUACAUGCACAUAUCUAGAAAGCUUAUAGUGACUAUAGUUGACAUUAAGUGUAUAUGUAUAUGGGUCUGUGCUGUACAAGUGUGUUACUGUGCAAUCAUAUAUGCAUGUGUGUCUGUGUGUGAUGCAGGCAUGUGUGAGUGAAUUUACAUUUGAUCAUGCACAUGCUGAUGUCAAGCCGCACUCGGGAUCAAAGUUUUACUAUCACAACCUGUUGCUAUGGAGACAUGAGAGCGGAUUCACAUGUCAUGUUGCUUCAGUCUAAUUAUGCAGUAAACACAGAGACUGUUGUUUCAGUUCUUCAUGUUAAAUCAGAAUAAAACGUGCUGAAUAAUACUGAACAAAAUAAGAAAGAAACAAAUCAAAUAAAUGUAGAAAAAAAAGUAGAGAAACAUCGCAACUAUUAAUCUGCCAUUUUUGUAAACCAUAAGGUUACAACUUUUAUCCUGAUCCCCAAAUGUAUCAUCGACCUUCAUCGAAACUACAUAUCUUAGUGAGUAGUGAGUAGCCAUUGAAAGGCUUAUGCACUUGCAGGCUACUCCUGAAAGGUUAAUUGCCAUGUGACUGAGAACUGUUGUACGGUCAAAGUAAGCAUUAUGGUGUCACCAGCAGCUGCCUCAGCAGCAGUACUGCAUUUUGUGUGUGGGGCAUUUAAAGCAUAGCCGCAAGCAUGACUAAACAUCUAUUUACGUUAGCCUCUGGUUUACACACAGGAGACAUGGAGACUUUCUGUCGGCUAUCUUAUCGAAUGAGUGGCAAAAUGGCUGCAUUGCCAUUACCACACCAUUGUUGGUUGUGCAAAUGAUAUAAAAUCCAGUAUUAGGGAUAAUUUAAUUACAAAGGAGCUAUGCAGGCCUCUAUAUUCAACAUAUUACUUAUACCAAUUACCGAAAGGUAACAUGGAAGAAAUGCAGACAACGUUCUUAUGUAUCUUAUGUGAAUACUAGAAAUGGGGAAAGCCAUCUUGGAAUAAUGUGGAAGGAGUUCUCUCAGUUUGACAUGAAUGCAGGAAAAGGCGUAAGUAAGACAGGCUUCUGCACCCCCCCACCGAUAAACACACAUAGAAAUAUUAAUAUUAACAUUUAAAACUGCAUUGAGUGAUUUUAUGUGAGGCACCAGCCCUAAAGAAAUUGAAUUAGUCUAUUAAAUAGCUGUUAGCUGAUGUUGGUGAUGUAGUAGCCCAACUACAUGGGGAAAAAAAUGAUCUGGUAAAAUAAAUGAACAAUUCAAUUAAAGAAACAGGGCAACAGCCAACAUGUAGCAGAGCGAUAGAAACUGAGCUAUCUCUCUGAGAAGACAAACCCAGACAAACUGCAGGACUAAAUGAGAGAGACUCAACACUCAGCCAGGGAGGACACCUGCUGGCGAAACACAGAGAUGACACCAGAGAUGACAAGCUCUCUGAUUGGUCCACCAGAAAUCAUUGUCUUCGCCUUCAGUCUUUCACUGAAUGAGACAGAACAGAAGAAAUCUUUCAUAAACAAUGAGUCUGAAAGGAUUACUAGAUUUUCAGAACCCAUUGAGUUAUUCAUAUUGCAUUCUGCUAUAGACCUACAUAAAGCACGAUAUCUGUUUUACCAGCUCUUAUCCAACAACUUUUUUAAAUUGUCAAACUCUUCUUCUAUAUGAGCAUCGACACAGUUCAUGAUCAGUAAAAACAUGAGUGAGUAGAACACAUUUCAUGUAACUGUGCCUGCACUAAAGGCCAACAAAACAAGGUUCUGACCGGGGUGGUGAGGCAAUCAUGUGGCUUUUGAACUGAGUCAUGCAACACUCCAAACAGUCCGGCUUUACGUCCCUUGCAAACAUCAGCUAUAAACACUGCCUUGUGGAAGCUUCUCCUCUUCCAGGAAUGAAUCAGAGUGUAAUAACCCCUCCUCCUCUUCCUGCUUUCCAACACAGUCAGCCGUUCGCAGAUCUCCCAGUUUACAGAUAGGUGUAACCAACGUUUUAAAGUGAAACCCCAUUCAGUGCAGAUCAGCGAACAAUACUGAGGAAGAGAAGUAGGUUUUGUUGCCGAUCAGUUCUCUGUUUUUAUGGUAAAAGAGAAAGUGAAACUCGUUCAUAUUUACUGUGACUUCGAGGUGAAAUGGCGCAGCAACAAAACCUAAUGGAUCAGAAAAAACUCUGCUGUUCAAUCUGUCUGGACCUACUGAAGAGUCCUGUGACUAUUCCCUGUGGACACAGCUACUGUAUGAACUGUAUUAAAAGCCACUGGGAUGAAGAGGAUCGGAAGGAGAUCCACAGCUGUCCUCAGUGCAGACAGACCUUCAUACCGAGGCCUGUCCUGGUGAAAAACACCAUGUUAGCUGAUUUAGUGGAAGAUCUGAAGAAGACUGGACUCCAAGCUGCUCCAGCUGAUCACUGCUAUGCUGGACCUGAAGAUGUGUCCUGUGAUUUCUGCACUGGAAGGAAGCUGAAAGCUGUCAGGUCAUGUCUGCAGUGUCUGGUUUCUUACUGUGAGCAACACCUCCAGCCUCACUAUGAAUCCCCUGCCUUUGAUAAACACAAGCUGGUCGACCCCUCCAAGAAGCUUCAGGAGAACAUUUGCGCUCAUCAUGGUAAAGUGAUGAAGAUUUUCUGUCGUACUGAUCAGCAGUGUAUCUGUUACCUGUGCUCCAUGGAUGAACAUAGAGACCAUGAAACAGUCUUAGCCUCAGCAGAACGGACUGAAAGGCAGGAAGAUCUCAGAAUGAGUCGACAAAAAAUCCAGCAGAGAAUCCAGGACAGAGAGAAAGAUGUGAAGCUUCUUCAGCAGGAGGUGGAGGCUAUCAAUCGCUCUGCUGAUAAAGCAGUGAAGAACAGCGAGAAGAUCUUCACUCAGCAGGUUCGUCUUAUCAAGAAUCGAAGCUCUGAUGUCAAGCAGCAGAUUAGAUCCCAGCAGAAAACCGAAGUCAGUCCGGCCAAAGAUCUUCAGGAGAAGCUGCAGCAGGAGAUCACUGAACUGAGGAGGAAAGACGCUGAGCUGGAGCAACUCUCAAACACAGAUGACCACAUCCAGUUUUUACAGAAUUACCCCUCACUGUCACAGAUCAGUGAAUCUGCAGGCUCACCCAGCAUUAAUAUCCGUCCUCUGCAGUACUUUGAGGAUGCAACUGCAGCAGUGUCAGAGGUCAAAGAUAAACUACAGGACAUUCUUAGUGAAGUAUGGACCAAGAUCUCCCUGACAAAGACUGAAGUUGAUGUUUUACUGCCACACGAAGAACCAAAGACCAGAGAUGAAUUCUUACAAUACUCACGUCAAAUCACACUGGAUCCAAACACAGCACACACGCAGCUGUCAUUAUCUGAAGGGAACAGAAAAGCAACAGUGGCGAGAAAAAAACAGUCCUAUUCAAGUCAUCACGACAGAUUUACUGACAUGUUUCAGGUCCUGAACAGAGAGAGUCUGAGUGGACGUCACUACUGGGAGGUAGAGAGGAGCAGAUAUGAAGUUUCAGUAGCAGUUGCAUACAAGGAUAUCAGCAGAACAGGAUAUGAAAGUGGAUUUGGAAAUGAUGACAAGUCUUGGGCAUUAGAGUGCUUCAACUACAGUUAUGAAUUCAGACAUGACCGUGUUAAAACUUUAAUCCCAGCCCCCCAGUCCUCAAAAAUAGGAGUGUACCUGGAUCACAGUGCAGGUGUUCUGUCCUUCUACAGCAUAUCUGAAAGCAUGACUCUGCUCCACAGAGUCCAGACCACAUUCACUCAGCCCCUCUAUGCUGGACUUGGUGUUUUUUCUUCAGACAGUAGCGGAUCUACUGCUGAGUUCUGUAAGCUUGAGUAGAUAGCAUUUAAGAGGAACAGUUCAGAGGCUUCAUGAUUCAGGUAUUACCUUUUCUUUUUGAUUCAAUCUGAUUAUGGAUAUGAUUCAUGAACUAUAAGCAAGGACUGUACAACCAUUCCCUAAACAUAAAGCCAAAUACAUCUUUCAACAGACAUCAUUACGGUUUUGACUUGUGAGGUAUUUCAGGGGAAUUUUGCAAAGUUUGCUGUAGCUGCACUUCUUCCUUUGUUUUGUUAUUUGUGGUUGUUGUCAGUCAUGGUUAGAGUACAUAACACAGAAAACUCCAUAAAUGAAGGUUGUUGUCUUUCUCCACACUAAUGCUUUGUUUUUUUCUAUAUUCCAAAAGUAUUAUCUUCAGACACAAACUCUGAUUCGUAGUGCACUUAUUACACUAUGUAUUACCUUUGUUUACAAUAGAACAGUGUUUAAAAUAGGGUUGAAUCCAGAAAUAAUGUAACAUGUUAAACGCACCCUUACUUACAGUGUUCCAUUAUUUGAUGUAAACAUUAGCACUUUGAUUUUUGAUUAGAUUUUAGGAUUUAUGAUCGUUGUGUAAAACUGUCAUGAAAAGCACUUUGCAAAUAAACUAAAUUUGGCUCACUUGA